Podarcis raffonei (Aeolian wall lizard) is the source of this 2128-nucleotide messenger RNA. RefSeq names its product Sin3A associated protein 25 (gene SAP25). Bases 93 to 1100 code for a protein of 335 amino acids. Gene Ontology annotation, cellular component: nucleus; cytoplasm. The transcript has 7 exons. The record is from RefSeq and is a predicted model, not a curated record. Gene Ontology annotation, biological process: regulation of DNA-templated transcription. Lineage: Eukaryota; Metazoa; Chordata; Lepidosauria; Squamata; Lacertidae.
GCAGCACCUAUUGAGGUCGCAUCCUGCCUUGAGAAACCUCUAGGAUUCAGGCAGAGGGGAAUUUGUUGGCGCCCACAGUUUAUUUUUGUUUUAUGGAUGUAUUUAUGGAAUUUUCACACCCCACCUUUCUCUCCCCAGGGCUCUGGGACACCUGCCUCCUUCUCCCCACCUCAAUUCCCCCACGACAACCUUGUGAGGUUAUGCAAGAGAUGUUUGACGACUCAGACCCCCGGCAUGAGCUCUGGGACACAGAAGAUGAAGAUGAUGAAGAGGAGGAGGAAGAGGAAGAAGAGGAGGAGGAGGGGGAGGAGGGAGAUAGUGACUCCAGCUCAGACGGCAGCAGCGAGGAUUCCCACGCCGAAGAAACCCAGGAGUUUGGGGAACAGGGUCAGGAUCCAGCCUCUUGCUUCCAGCCAAAAGAGCGCCACCCGGGAUCCCACCACUGCCGCCGACGCCUUUUCGCACCGUACGCCUUGCAGGAGCGGCGUUCGCCAGGGCUCAGGAGCAGCUGCAGGGUGGACCUCAAACCUUGGGGCAGAGAGACCCCGCCUUGGGAAACCCCCCUCUCCCACUGGGUGCAGGAUACAAGAGCCAUCUGCGUAACAAAUUGGCAUACACAACAGGCGUCCAGGUUCCGCUCCCGGACUCUGUCCCACCCUUCUUUCCAGUCGUUCUACACCGCUGUCUCCACCUGCAGCCGCUCCUCCCCAGCUGCAGCUGCGGAACAAGGCGCCUCGCCCUCGGAACUCGAACCCAGAGCCACGCCUCUCCACGCCGUGGACUGCAGCGGUUUCUUCUACACCGACCCAACGAUGCCACCAGGACAUCGGAUCUACAACUGUCUUUCUGUCUCCACCCAGGAAGUCCUCCGCAGCCUGUCGCUGGAGACCCCACCGCCCAUCAUGUCCGUCCGCCCAGCUUCCCCGCCUCGCAGGGCCGGCGCCCGCACCCAGUGGCUCUCUGAGCUGGAGUGCAAAGCGGUCUCCGCUCUCAUGGAGCUCCCGGACAGCACCAGCCAGGAUGAGUGCCAGCCCUCCCCCUGCUUGCCAGGAGAAAUGGAGGGGCUCAGGGAAAUGGAGACCUCAGAUAUUCUACCAUAGCGCUGCAACGAGGUGUCGUAGCGCUGCAGGUUCCACAAGGCAUUUAGGAAAGGGAGAUUCCUGCAUCUCCUCCCGUCUGUCUGGCCUGGCGCUGCUAAACCCCUCAAAUGGACAGUGAGUUCUUGGGGGGCACAGCCUGCCCCUCCUGACUCAGCCACCCCCAAGUGAAUUUUCUCUCUCUCUCUUUCAUAACAUUGCAGGAAAGGGUUUUGCGCUAGGAAAAAGCUCUUUUUGCGGGGGGCUGAAAUCGCACCCAGGAUCCUGGCGUGACGAUGUUUUCCUUUUUGUUUUUUGGUGGGGGGUAGGAGGAUAGUUUCAUUCCUCGGUCCGUCUUCUGGAAUCUGGCGCCUUCCAGCUGCUCUGCGCUACAACUCCCAACACCCCCCCCUCAUCCUGGAUAUGGGAGUUUUAGUCUAAGGCACCUGGUGGAGGCAGUUCUGGGCAGGCUGCCAUAAGGCUUUGUUUUUCCUUUUCCUUUCUGCAGCUAGGGAUCUGCUCGCCGAAAGACAUUUAGGCAGCAGCCACACGGGGCAGGGGAGCGAGGCCAAUGGUUAGAGCAGCCUGGCACCCUGUGGCUGCUUAAGGACUACAACUGUCGUCAGUUGGAGAAAUGAAGUUUCUUGGGCUUGCCCUCAAAGAAGGAUGCAGAGCAGCCUUGGCGCCCUCCAGCUGCUUUGAACUACAACUCCCACCAGCUGGGCGCUCUUGGGAGUUGUAGUUCAGAACAGCUGGAGAGCCCAGGUUUCAGGUGGGGCCGGUUACCCAACGUCAAAGGGGAAAAGGGGUCUGUUCUGGGUUUCUUCCUCCCUUGUUCAUUUGAAAAGAUUAGCAAACGACUCUUCUCGUUAUUUGCCCUCCUAGGACUCUAGAGGGGUGAAUGGGAAGAUUUCGGAUAUACUUGUUGAAAAGUUGUUCUGUGUUUUGAGGUUUUGCAUGUGUGUUCGUUCGGCGUUUGUCUUUGCCCAUUUAUAUGCAACUGAGAGAUGGUUGCCUUUCUUGGGGUGGGGAAUAAAGUGAAAUUGACCUGA